AAUGUACUGGUGUGUGGGAACGGAGGAAUCCGCUGUUUGCAGGGAGAGCACCAUGGAUCCACAGAAUGGAACUGUGGACAUGGGUGGCAAACAGUCCACAAGUGGCGACGUCUCCGUCACCCAGACCCCUGUGACAGAAAGCAUCCAGGAUGCCUACAAAGCUGGGGACACCAGCAAGGCCCAAGAGUUGAUUAGGUUGUCCUGUGAAGAGACUGCACUACAAGUGGAAAAGUGUCAGCUUUUAGGCAUUGCAGCAGCAUAUGGGGACCUGCAGGCAGUGAGGUACCUGCUGAAGGAGGCGUUGGUGGUGUUACCAACAGAGCCCAACGAUGACAAUGCAGCGGUGGUGGCGGCGUAUUUUGGGCACAAGGACAUCGUGAAAGAGCUGCUGGAUUCCCUGCGUGGUCCCAAUACUUACCAGCAGCUCCUGAACUGGAUGCUGGCCAUAGCCUGCCAGCAGGGCCAUUUGGACAUUGUCAAGCUCCUGAUCCGUGCCUACAGUGCUGACCCAGAGAGCUGUGCAGUCAGGAGGAACGAGUUCCCCGUCCUCAUCCGCCUGCCCCUCUACGCUGCUAUAAAGGCAGGGAACGAAGAUGUAGCUGUGUUUUUGUUGAGGAAUGGAGCUUUCUUUUGUUCCUACAUCCUGAUGGACAGCCCUGAAUCCAGCAAACACCUUCUGAGGAAGUAUUUCAUUGAGACAACCCCACUACCAGGUAGUGCUCCAGCAAAAACAGCUUUGUGUGUGAACUGGUCAAACCUCAAACUGCCCUGGGUGGAUCUAGACUGGCUGAUCGAUAUCUCCUGUCAGAUAACUGAGCUGGAUCUCUCUGCCAACUGCCUGGUGUCCCUCCCCUCCGUGAUCCCAUGGGGGCUGAUCAACCUGAGGAAGCUCAGCCUGGCUGACAACCAGCUGACAGAGUUACCCAGUGUGCAGUCCUCUGAUGAGAUCAUUUGUACAAGGUUACUCGAGGUUGAUGUAUCCAGCAACAGGCUCUCCACUCUCCCUACUGGAUUCCUACAUCUUAAAAACCUUAAAAAACUCAUUGCUUCCAAAAACUCUCUGGAGAAGUUGUUUGACGAGGAAAACACAACUAAUUGGAUUGGUUUAAGGAAGCUGCAGGAGCUUGACGUCUCUGACAACAGGUUGGUGGAACUUCCAACGGUUUUUCUAUACUGCUUCAAGUCCCUAAACAUACUGAAUGUUUCCAGAAAUCAGCUGAAAGUGUUUCCAGACCCCUGGGCCUGCCCCCUGAAAUGUUGUAAAGCCUCUAGAAACGCACUGGAAUUCCUACCUGAUGCAUUGACUGUGUUCUGGAAAAAUCACCUGAGAGAAGUGGAUUUUUCUGAGAAUUCACUGAAAGAAGUUCCAACAGGACUCUUCCAGCUUGAGGCUUUGGUGUCCCUGAAGCUGCUGGGAAAUCAGUUAGUUAUGUUGCCUUCACAGGAUAAGUGGAACUGCAAACAACUUAAGUCGCUGGAUCUUUCAAAAAACCAGCUUGGGAAGAACGAUGAGGGGUUUAAAACGAAGAGGAUCCCCUUUUUCACCACCAAGAACAGGGUGCGUGGUGGCCCCGAGGCAGGUCCUUUUUUGGAGUUUCCAGCAUUUCUGAGUGAUUCUCUGGAGGUUCUUUAUCUGAACGACAAUCAGCUGGACUCUGUCCCUCAGUCCGUUUGCCUCCUGAAAGGUUUAACAGAGCUUUAUUUAGGAAAUAACCCUGGUAUCCGAGAGCUUCCUCCAGAACUUGGACAGCUGGCUAAUCUCUGGCAGCUGGAUAUCGAGGAACUAAAUAUCAGUAACGUUCCUGCAGAGAUCAGAAAAGAGGGCCCCAAGACGGUGCUGGCGUAUUUACGAGCGCAGCUGCGGCGGGCAGAGAAGUGCAAGCUGAUGAAGAUGAUUGUCAUCGGGCCCCCCCGGCAGGGCAAGUCCACGCUGGUGGAGAUCCUGCAGACAGGGAAGGUGCCCCAGAUGAUGCACAGCGAGGCCACCAUCCGCACAACCAAGUGGGAGCUGCCCAAGCCCGUGGGGCACAAGGCGAAGGUUGAUUCAGUGGAGUUCAAUGUCUGGGAUAUCGGAGGCCCAGCGAGCAUGUCUACAGUCAAUCAGUGUUUCUUCACAGACAAAGCAUUGUACAUAGUGGUCUGGAACUUGGCACUGGGGGAAGAAGCUGUGGCAAACUUACAGUUCUGGUUGCUGAACAUUGAGGCCAAGGCUCCAAACUCAGUGGUGUUGGUGGUAGGAACACACCUUGAUUUGAUUGAGACGAAAUUCCGUGUGGAGAGGAUAGCAACCCUGAGGGCCUAUGUCCUGGCUCUGUGUCGCUCUCCCUCUGGAUCCAGAGCAACUGGCUUCCCAGAUAUCACCUUCAAGCACCUGCAUGAGCUCUCGUGUAAGACUCUGGAAGGCCUCGAGGGACUGCGGCAGCUGAUUUUUCACGUCACCUGCAACAUGAAGGAUGUUGGCAGCUCAAUUUGCUCCCAGAAACUUGCAGGGAGAUUGAUACCAAGGAGUUACCUCAGCCUCCAAGAAGCUGUCCUUGCAGAACAGCAUAGAAGAAGUCAAAAUGAUGAUGUGCAGUAUUUAACAGACAGACAAAUAGAGCUGAUGAUCGAGCAGACACCUGGAAAUGACAUCAAAGACUAUGAAGACUUGCAAACUGCCAUUAAUUUUCUCAUAGAAACAGGGACACUACUGCACUUCCCAGACACGAGCCAUGGCCUGAGGAACCUUUACUUCCUUGACCCUGUCUGGCUCUCAGAGUGUCUACAGAGGAUUUUCAACAUCAAGAGCUCCAAGUCUGUAGCUAAGAAUGGAGUCAUCAGAGCAGAGGACCUCAGGAUGCUGCUGGUUGGGACGGGUUUCACCGAGCAGACUGAAGAGCAGUACUUCCAGUUCUUGGCCAAGUUUGAGAUCGCCCUGCCUGUGGCCAAUAACAGCUACCUCCUCCCUCAUCUGCUUCCUACCAAGCCGGCGUUAGAUAUCCACGGGCUCUGCCACCAGACUGCAAACACGGUCCAGAGGGUCUUCAAGAUGAGCUUUGUCCCCGUUGGCUUCUGGCAGAGGUUCAUAGCUCGAAUGUUAAUUAGCCUGGCAGAGAUGGACCUCCAGCUCUUUGAAAACAAGAAGAACACCAAGACAAGGAACAAAAAGGUGACCAUCUACAGCUUCACAGGCACACAAAGGAACCGCUGCAGCACGUUCCGAGUCAAAAGGACUCACACGGUUUACUGGCAGGAAGGUCUGUUCGUUACCUUUGAUGGAGGCUAUCUUAGCGUCGAGUCUUCUGAUGUGAACUGGAAAAAGAAAAAAAGUGGUGGAAUUAAAAUAAUUUCCCAGUCAGAAGUGAGAGACUUUUCAGCCAUGGCGUUCAUCACGGAUCAUGUCAACUCUUUGAUAGACCAGUGGUUCCCUGCCCUCACAGCCACGGAGAGCGAUGGCACGUUGCUGAUGGAGCAGUAUGUGCCCUGCCACAUCUGUGCAGCUGCCAGGCCGGAGCAGCGCGAGGGCGGCGAGAGGGCGGAGGACGCGCAGUACUUCAACAUGGAGGAUUGUGUCCUGACCGCCAUCGAGCUGGACUACAUCACAUGUCCUAACCACCCUGACAUCCCCGUGUCGCUCCAAGAGCUGGUCCCAGAGCUUUUCAUGACUGAUUUUCCUGCCAGACUGUUCCUGGAAAAUAGCAAACUGGAAUGCAGUGAAAAUGAAAACAACGUUCUUGGCCAGGGUGGAAGUGGAACUGUUAUAUAUCGGGCACGAUACCAAGGAAAACCAGUGGCUGUGAAGAGAUUUCAGAUUAAAAAAUGCAAGGGUUCUCCCACUUCAGCUGCAGAUACCAUGCUGAAGCACCUGCGGGCCAUGGAUGCCAUGAAGAACUUCUCGGAGUUCCGCCAGGAGGCCAGCAUGCUGCACUCCCUGCAGCACCCCUGCAUCGUGUCCCUCAUCGGCAUCAGCAUCCACCCGCUCUGCUUCGCCCUGGAGCUGGCCCCGCUGGGCAGCCUCACCACCGUCCUGGCUGAGAACUCCAAAGGUUCCUCCUUUGUGCCACUGGGACACAUGCUGACGCACAAAAUAGCCUACCAGAUCGCCACAGGCCUGGCCUACCUGCACAAGAAGAACAUCAUCUUCUGCGACCUCAAGUCGGACAACAUCCUGGUGUGGUCCCUGGACGUCAGGGAGCACGUGAACAUCAAGCUCUCCGACUACGGCAUCUCGCGGCAGUCGUUCCACGAGGGCGCGCUGGGCGUGGAGGGCACGCCGGGGUACCAGGCCCCCGAGAUCCGGCCCCGCAUCGUCUACGAUGAGAAGGUGGACAUGUUCUCCUAUGGGAUGGUCCUGUACGAGCUGCUGUCCGGGCAGAGGCCUGUGCUGGGACACCACCAGCUCCAGAUUGCAAAGAAGCUGUCCAAAGGGAUCCGUCCUGUCCUGGGGCAGCCCGAGGAGGUGCAGCUCUACAGGAUGCAGGCACUCAUGAUGGAGUGCUGGGAUACUAAGCCAGAGAAGCGUCCCCUGGCCAUCUCUGUGGUGGGGCAGAUGAAAGACCCAACCUUUGCAACGUUUAUGUACCUGCUGCCCUGUGGGAAGCAGUCUUCCUUCUUCUGCUCCCCGGGGCAGGAGUACACCGUGGUGCUCUGGGAUGGGAAGGAGGACACCAGGAACUACACAGUGGUGAACCUGGAGAAAGGAGUCAUGGAAGUGCAGAGGAUGAGCUGCCCAGGAAUGAAGCUGUGCUGCCAACUCAAAUUUCAGAAUGCCCUGUGGGCAGCCACGGAGGACCAGAAGAUUUCUGUGUAUGGAUUGCAGGGCAUGUGUCCCUUAAAGACUCCACUGAAGGGUUUAGACACUCCUGCCACUGUGAGCUGCUUCCUGGUGAUGCCUCUUCUGAAAAGGAACUCAUAUGUGGUGCUGGCUGGCUUGUCAGAUGGACUGGUAGCUGUGUUCUCAGUGUCCCAGGGCCUGCCAGGAGACAACUGCUCCUACCUGUGCUCCCACACAGCCAACAGGUCCAAAUUCAACAUCCCGGACAGCGACCCGCGGCAGAACCCGUACCCAGUGAGGGCCAUGGAGGUCACCAGCGGCGGGGCCGAGGUGUGGUACAGCAACGGCCCCGGGCUCCUGGUCAUCGACUGCGCCUCCAUGGAGAUCAGCAGGAGGCUGGAGCCCUUCAGCCCGCCCUCCAUCAUCACAUCCAUCGCCUGCAACUCCGAGUGCCACGGCGAGGAGGUGCUCUGGUGUCUGGAUGACAAAAGCAACUUCCUGGUGAUGUACCACGCCACCAGCUACCAGCUCUGUGCUCGCUACUUCUGCGGGGACUGCAGCCCCCUCAGGGACAUGUUCACCAUCCAGCAGCCCUCGACUGCCAUCCCAGCCACAGCCCCCAUCGGCCAAGGGGCGAUGGAGAGCAACCCUCCAGGGGAUGUGAGCAUCAUGUACAGCCCAGACGUGGGCACCCAGAUCCUGAACCACCAGGACUCGCUCACAGAUUACUGCUCUGUGUCUUCCUACUCCUCCUCGCCUCCCAACGCGGUGACCCGCUGCCCCUCCAGCCUGCCCAGCUCGCCCUUGAGCUCUUCCAGUGCACCCUUCUCCACGGAUUUUGAGGAGUCUGAGAAAUUCCACGAGCUGAAGGCUCCCCUGGAUCAUGAUGCUUCACCUGUGGGUGAGAACACAGAGCAUCUCCAAGCAGUCAAGAUUCUUCCUGUAAAAGACCUCAUCUGGAUCCCCAGGAGAGGAGGGGACAUCAUCGUUAUCGGGCUGGAGAAGGAGUCGGGCACGCAACGGGGCAGAGUGAUCGCGGUGCUGAAGGCAGGGGAGCUGGCUCCCUACGGGACUCUGGUGGAUGCGGCUCUGGUAGCGAGGGACACGGUGGUGUGCUGCUUUGAGAACGAGCACAUGGAGAGGUGCCUGGCUGUCUGGAGGGGCUGGAGUGCCAGAGACUUUGACAUUUUCUACCAGGCCUACGAGGAGCUGGGCAGGCUGGAGACCUGCAUGCGCAAGAGAAGGUAGUGCCCGUGGCGCUGCACCCAACAUCAGCGGGAGCGUCCUGGACUCGGAGACACACCAGGGCUGAUGGGGGGACUGUGUGUCUGGUUUGCUGCUAGUGAGCACC
Messenger RNA from Agelaius phoeniceus (red-winged blackbird), 6104 nucleotides. RefSeq names its product leucine rich repeat kinase 1 (gene LRRK1). The record is from RefSeq and is a predicted model, not a curated record. Gene Ontology annotation, biological process: protein phosphorylation. NCBI's taxonomy places the organism in Eukaryota, Metazoa, Chordata, Aves, Passeriformes, Icteridae. Gene Ontology annotation, molecular function: protein binding; ATP binding; protein kinase activity.